Molecule: messenger RNA, 1623 nt
Organism: Emys orbicularis (European pond turtle)
Lineage: Eukaryota; Metazoa; Chordata; Testudines; Emydidae
Gene: METTL6
Product: methyltransferase 6, tRNA N3-cytidine
Exons: 7
Coding region: 215-1108 (297 amino acids)
Source: RefSeq, a predicted model, not a curated record
CCCUUCCGGGGCAGCGUGUAACCGGGAAAGCCGUCCGGCUGCGGGGCGCGCCCCGCGCGGAAAUCUUAGGAAAGUCAAGUCCGAUCUUGCCUGGUUUUGCUGGAGGACUUCCAUGGAGGUUUCAGAAAAGGCCUUGAUUGUUUUGUCUGAAAUCAAAGAUGGAAAUAUACACCUGAGGAAAAAAACACUUUAAAUCUGCUUUGUCUGUAUUCAUAUGGAUGAAUCCAGGAUGUUCCAAGAAAACACAUCUGAUAAUUACUUGAAUUCAGUAGCCCCAAUUUGUGAAGAUGGUGCUUUCCAAAAGAAAGGGCACAAUGCAAGGACCCUUAGCCCUGAAGAAGCUGAGAAACUGGCAAGAGAUCAAGCCUUGGUGUCUGACUUCAAAAAACUGAAACUGGAGAAAGAUGCACAGAAGAACUGGGAUCUAUUUUACAAAAGAAACAGCACAAACUUCUUUAAAGACAGGCAUUGGACAACUAGAGAGUUUGAAGAUCUAAAAGCAUGCCGGGAGUUUGAAGAUCAGAAACUGACCAUUCUUGAAGCAGGCUGUGGGGUUGGAAAUUGCUUGUUUCCACUUUUAGGAGAGGACUUGAAUAUCUUUGCUUAUGCCUGUGAUUUCUCUCCAAGAGCUGUUGAGUAUGUAAAGAAGAACACUUUAUAUAAUAUUGAGAGAUGUAAAGUAUUCCAAUGUGAUCUGACCAAAGAUGACCUUCUGGAAAAUAUUCCAGCGGAUUCUGUGGAUGUUGCCACAUUAAUAUUUGUGCUUUCUGCCAUUCACCCUGACAAGAUGCACCUUGCCUUGCAAAAUAUUUAUAAGGUAUUAAAACCAGGCAAAUGUGUCUUAUUUAGAGACUACGGGCUCUAUGAUCAUGCAAUGCUUAGGUUUAAAUCUGGCAGCAAACUUGGAGAAAACUUUUAUGUUAGACAAGAUGGGACAAGAUCAUAUUUCUUUACUGAUGAGUUCUUGUCUCAUCUCUUUAUGGCUGUAGGAUAUGAGCAAGUGGUCAAUGAGUAUGUGCUACGAGAAACUGUGAAUAGGAAAGAAGGCCUGCGUGUUCCAAGGGUUUUUCUUCAGAGCAAAUUUCGAAAGCCUCUAAGUGAAGCAUGAGUAUUUGCUAAUGAGCCACAGAAAUGCUUGUUUAAAUGGGGCGGUGAGGGGGGGAAUUCUAGUGUGGUGUUUUUCCUUGGCUGUACUAUCCUGGAGUCUGCUAAACCAGAAUGACAGAAUCAUGUUUUCCAGAACCUUCUGUUGUUUUUGAUCCUUGGGUACAGAAGAUGAGAGUGACUGUUAGAAUACAAUUUUAAGAUAGGAUAAAGGUACAUAUAUACAAUCAACCUCUUUGAGUGCCUAAAUUUCCCCUUUUUAAAGUAAAUUCUAUGCACCAUUGUUAGAGGCUCUUGUGUGAUUUUAAUAUAAAAAUGGUUUAAAUAAGACAGUCUGUUUUUAAAUAAUUCUCCAAGGAUUUUGCAUAGGAUUGUAAUUUUCAUUAAGGAAAGUAUGUUGUUGAGCAUAAACUGGCUAAAUGUUAAUUAUAAACCGCUGUUUCCACUAGUUGUAAGAAUGGAUUAGUGUUAUGUCCCUUCUCUUUCAUAUUAAAACUAUUUUAUAUUUCUGCUGAUGGA